AUGGAUAGAAGCUCCCUGUUUCAGCUCAUACAAGAGCAGUUGGACCCAGAGAACACCGGUUUCAUCCCAGUGGAGAACUUCACCAGCUUGGUGGAGCACCAUGAGCUGCAGCUGGACCCGUCCAAGCUGGACAUGCUGUUAGCGCUUGUCCAGAGCAAUGAGGAGGGCCAGGUGUGCUACCAGGAGCUCAUCGAGCUGAUGAGCAGCAAGCGCUCCAGCAGUUUCCGGCGCGCCAUCGCUAACGGCCGCCGCACCCUGCAGAGGGAAAUCCUGCUGGACGAGACGGGCCUCGGACUGUACAAACGCUUCGUCCGCUAUGUGGCCUACGAGAUCCUGCCAUGUGAGACGGACCGGCGCUGGUACUUCCACCAAAACCGCCUCUGUCCUCCGCCCGUCUUCAUUGCCGUCGUCACCAUCGUCCAGAUAAUCGUGUUCAUGUGCUACGGCAUCAUGCUCAAUAAGUGGGUCCUGCAGACGUACCAGCUGGACUUCAUGAAGAGUCCGCUGGUCUACCAUCCCGGCCACCGCGCACAAGUCUGGCGCUUCUUCAGCUACAUGUUCAUGCAUGUUGGUUUGGAGCAGCUGGGAUUUAACGCUCUGCUGCAGCUGAUGAUCGGCGUUCCCUUAGAGAUGGUUCACGGGAUCUUACGGAUAAGUUUGCUCUACAUGGCAGGAGUUCUGGCCGGCUCGCUGACGGUGUCCAUCACAGACAUGCGUGCUCCGGUGGUCGGGGGAUCCGGGGGCGUCUACGCUCUCUGCUCCGCGCAUCUGGCCAACGUCGUCAUGAACUGGGCCGGGAUGCGCUGUCCGUACAAACUGCUCCGCAUGAUCCUGGCGCUGGUCUGCAUGAGUUCGGAGGUGGGCCGCGCCGUCUGGCUGCGCUUCUCGCCGCCGGUGCCGUCGUCGGGGCCGCAGCCCAGCUUCAUGGCCCACCUGUCGGGCGCGGUGGUGGGCAUCAGCAUGGGGCUGCUCAUCCUGCGCAGCUACGAGGAGAGCCUGCAGAAGCAAUGCUCCUGGUGGGUCAUCGUCUUCUCCUUCAUCACCUUCCUCCUCUUCGCCAUCUUCUGGAACAUCUUCGCCUACGAGCUGCUGGGCGUUCAGAUCCCGCCGCCGCCAUGAUGGCGGCUCCGCUUUGCUCCCCAUUUCCACCAAACUAAAAAACAAUCCAACCAGAAUAAUCGGUAACUCUUUAACUGCAGGGCGAGCAAGAGACAAAACAGCCGACAUUAACAUGAAGAAGUCUUUAUGUUUGUCAUUCAGAAAAUGAUGACACUGUUAAAGUUGCACUAAAAGUUCAUUUAAAGUGUAAACUUUGCAUUAUUCUGUAAAUUAUGACACUUUUAGUCCAAAGUUGCACCAAAAGUUGAAUUAAAAGUCCAUUAAAAGUGUCAUUAUUAACUGAAUGACAUUUAUUAACAGCCGUAAACAUUUCUGCAGGCUCCUUCAUGCUACUGUUGUUUAUCGUGUUUAUGACGGCGUUUCCUCACAGCUGCCCGUCAGAUGAAACGUUACCGAAUCCUUUUUUACAGAAACUUUGCGAAUCAAAGAAAUGUUUCUCUUUUAUUAAAGAGGGAUUAGAGUAGCAACAGCUGGAAGCUCCUCUGAGCUGCCUGUCGUUUUUAUAUGAAUAUGUAGAAAACCUCAUGCGCAUCAACCUGCCGUUUGUUUUCCAUUUGCUUCAUUCAUGCAAAGACCUCAAACAAGAAGAUGCUGACAUCAUCAUAUGUGCCUCUGGAAGGAAAACGUUUCUGGACUAAAAGGCAUCAGUGAUGUGUAAAAGUUGGCAGGUUUUCCUGCUGUAGCUCUUAGUUCAAGUUGCCAAACUGAAAAACACGACAAACAUCCAGAAAGUGAAACGUUCAUUUAUUUAAAAUAGAUUGGAGAUGCACCGAUCAGAUUGGAGUCAGGACGAUUUUCCAUUGAUUUGCUCUGAUUGAGCAGCUUGUCAGCACAAAGUCACCUAAAUUUAAAAAAAUAAAGCUUCCAAACGGCAUAAAAUUUCACUAUUCGUGUGAUAAUGUUUACACGACACCGCCCCUAUAAAAGAAAAAUUAUUUUUGAUCUUUCCGUGUUUUUAUGUUUUUUUGUUUAAAACAAACUCGGAGUGUUGCUUUCUUUCUUUAAUGCAUGUUUGAUUAGUCCUCUAAUCACCAUGGCAACCAUUCAGCUGUUAAAACGCCUAACCCUAACUGAAGUUAUUAACAUAGUUACUUGAUUUUGCUAUAAAAUGGCCGCCAUGUGCCUGGAAAAUACAUAAUAUUUAAAAAUCAAG
This is a messenger RNA of Xiphophorus maculatus (southern platyfish), 2272 nucleotides long. RefSeq names its product rhomboid like 1 (gene rhbdl1). Gene Ontology annotation, cellular component: membrane. Gene Ontology annotation, molecular function: serine-type endopeptidase activity. The transcript is spliced from 8 exons. The record is from RefSeq and is a predicted model, not a curated record. The coding region runs from base 1 to 1119 and encodes 372 amino acids. NCBI's taxonomy places the organism in Eukaryota, Metazoa, Chordata, Actinopteri, Cyprinodontiformes, Poeciliidae.